Molecule: messenger RNA, 2169 nt
Organism: Hyaloscypha bicolor E
Lineage: Eukaryota; Fungi; Ascomycota; Leotiomycetes; Helotiales; Hyaloscyphaceae
Exons: 1
Coding region: 356-1771 (471 amino acids)
Source: RefSeq, a predicted model, not a curated record
AAGGCGGCAAAAUGAUCACCGAGUACAUUUGAACCAUCAUGUGCGGUCUCAACAUCUGCCUUGUUGUCGGCUUACCAGACCAAGGACAGAGUCUGAUUGAGUUGGGGUCUGCGCGACGUCGCCGAAUGUUGCAGGUGGCGUCCAAACAUCACCCCUUACAUCUGCACAUCGAUUUUCCCAAGACCAAUAGCCCGACAUCUGCACCACCUUUGGCCGUUCCUCCCAUCCAACUUCAAGUACUUAAGCAACGGUCGAAGUCGCAUUCCAGCCUUGUGUUACCCCAUUCCUACCCAAUGCAAAGUCUAGCACUUAUACAACGAUGCUACUCCCUUUGCCGAUUCAGAAUCUCCUUAACAUGGUUGCAGCCCUUUGCGUCAAGAUGAGAAGCAUCAUUUUUCGAUCCAUGAUAGAGAUGGACGUUGCCUCCACUCCCGAUUUACUUUCUCAAUUCGCAGGCAUCAUCCCACUCGCUUGCCACCUCGCCAGCCCUCGAUAUGCGUUCCAACUGGUUGGAGCUGCAGCCUUGACACACAGGUUGUCUGUCUCCAUGUUCCCCCGGCUCGGAGUCUUCAAAAACAUAGCAACACUUCUGAAAGAGGGUCCGCAGUUCUUCGACAGAGUGGACUCGCUCGGAACACAAGAAGUCUGGGACGUCAACUGGGGUAGCACCUUCCCUUGCGCGAAUGGUGCAGCUGGUACCAUCAUCGCAUCCUACGCAAUUCAGGAGUCGCGACGCCGCGAGAAAAUCCAGACGUCCGCAUCUGGCAAUGCAAGUCGCCAGGUUGUAGAAGGCUCUAUGGUAAGAGACGUGGAAGGAACAACGAUCGCCACCAACGCGUCUCGGGGAUCAUUCCAGUCAUCUCGGCCGGAGAAGGAAGGGUCUAUUUCAAGUUCCAUGGUCGAGAAAGUUACUAGCCCAGUAUUUUAUCGAGGGCAAGAGCUUCAUGUGCUCCAGGUCAGCAGGAGACAGCCAAAUAUAAGCUGGUACUGCAAGGCCAUUGAGUCGGUCCAUGUCCAGAAUCUUGCAUAUCUUGCCCUCCUAGGGUGUGCCGCAGUUAUGGCGUUUUGCCAGCUCUAUGCCACCAUGGCAGCAUUACUCAUCGGCGUUCUUUCCAAGAUUGCUUGUCGCUUUACGAAUAUCCAGAAGCCACUGAGUUUCCUUGAGAACAAUGAAAAGCACGACGCGUGUAUGCUGGUAGCAGCGCAUAGAAAUGCAAGUGUCUGGUACUUGUACAUUGGUGAUCGGGGAGUGGUGGACCACCUCUUGAACAAAGAUAUGGUUCGUGUUGAGCCGAGGAGCGCCUUACUGGCCAACUAUUUCCAGCUCGCGCAUAUUCUGCAAGUUAUCGCAAUGGCCUUCGCUGCAGCGCAUCGAGGCUGGGACGGUGCUGUAAUGGUGCUGAUGAUGCUUGUUUCCUGGUUCGCGGAGUGGGAAUUCGAAGAUCGCCAUCUUGCCAAGCACUGGAUGAACAAACACGGAAUUGGCGUAGAGGCAAGGACUUUUCAUUUUGGACGGCGAACCCAAAUGAUUUGUGCCAUUCACAGCUUCAGCGGAGCCCGGAGCAGGCAGUGGAUGGACAGUAUCAUUGUCCCCAGUCUCAGGCGAGAUACCCUUUUAGAGCGUCUUGGGCACUCUGCCACAACGCCACAAAUCACCGGCGAGACAUUACUGACGCCUUCCGACGAGGCGCAAAUCUGUCAGCAGAAAGCACAAGUUGAAACCGCUGUUGAGAUCAUAAAGAGAGCUGUCGCAGGCAUGGAAGAUGCAUAAUGGUGUUCCGAUCACAUGAAUGCACUCGUUUCAUUUUAUGUUACCUCCAGAGUCUCGCGGUGGUGACGGGCAGGUCGCUGUCUCAGUCUCAGCCUCAGUCUCAGCCUCAGUCGGCCUUUUCUUCUUCUUUUUUCUUCUUCUUUUGCUGUUGUUUUUGCUGUUGAAUCCGAAAAGUAUGCCUGAACUCGGCAGGGGAUGCCCAUCCCUGCUCGCCGAGGCCAGGCUUUCCUUGGGGCUUUUUGUACCCCCCCUAAUUGAAUGUAACAGCGGGUCAAAGUGCAGGGGUUUUUUUUUGGUAUGGCAACUGGACCGUGCCAGGCUGGUUUUGGGGGACCCACUAUUACAUUUAUUAGGGGGGGGGCGGCGGGAGUAGGGUUGAUUCAAUAUCAGAUGGGGCU